Molecule: messenger RNA, 2495 nt
Organism: Leucoraja erinaceus (little skate)
Lineage: Eukaryota; Metazoa; Chordata; Chondrichthyes; Rajiformes; Rajidae
Product: collagenase 3-like
Exons: 10
Coding region: 726-2141 (471 amino acids)
Biological process (GO): extracellular matrix organization; proteolysis; collagen catabolic process
Cellular component (GO): extracellular matrix
Molecular function (GO): zinc ion binding; metalloendopeptidase activity
Source: RefSeq, a predicted model, not a curated record
UGGAUAAAUGUGAGGUUAUCCACUUUGGUGGCAAAAACAGGAAAGUAGAUUAUUAUCUGAAUGGUGCCGAUUAGGAAAGGGGGAGAUGCAACGAGACCUGGGUGUCAUGGUACACCAGUCAUUAAAAGUAGGCAUGCAGGUGCGGCAGGUAGUGAAGAAGGCGAAUGGUAUGUUAGCAUUCAUAGCAAAAGGAUUUGAGUAUAGGAGCAGGGAGGUUCUACUGCAGUUGCACAGGGUCUUGGUGAGACCACACCUGUAGUAUUGCGUACAGUUUUGAUCUCCUAAUCUGAGGAAAGACAUUCUUGCCAUAGAGGGAGUACAGAGAAGGUUCACCAGACUGAUUCCUGGGAUGUCAGUACUUUCAUAUGAAGAAAGACUUUCCUAAAUUAACAACUCUCUGAGAUACAUAUUAAAUAAAAAAUGAACUCUUCCCUAUCUCUAAAUAUAACUGAGAGUGAAGCAUUCCUCCACGCUUCCCACUUCUGUUAUUGGUCACACAUGUCAUGUCAUAAGAGUUACAACAUCGACAAGAAGGUGCAGAGUUUUCACGCCUCCAGCUGCAAGAUAACGGGUACGUUGGCCUCAAAACCACAAACAACGAAACAAAUAUUACUCAUAUCCUGCACAUUGGGCAUUGUACAAUAAUGUAAGACACCUAAUCAUCCCUAUAAAACUCAGUCCGGACAGAGAGACUCAGUUCACUUCAAGACGCCGAGAUCCUGAAGAUGAAGUGCUUCAAGAUCCCCGUUGUCAUUGUGUUAUUUCAUCUUGCGCUUAGUUUAAGUGCACCCGUCAACGAUACGAAACGGUUUAGCAAAAACGACUGGGAUCAAUGCCGGAAUUACCUCAAACGAUUUUACAACAUGACCGAACCCAAAUUGAGAACGUCCGACUCCGGGCUUCAGGAUAAGAUUAGAGAAAUGCAAGAAUUCUUUGGUCUGCAAGUGACUGGGAGCUUGAACCGCGACACUAUGGAAAUGAUGGAGAAACCCCGUUGCGGGGUCCCAGAUACGGCGCAGCUCACUAAGUCCUCACUCAGACGUUCUCGGUGGCCGCAGAGGAGAAUCACCUACAGAAUCAGGAAUUACACGCCGGAUCUGGACAGACGAGAGAUAGACACCGCUAUUGCCCUGGCCUUUAAAGCCUGGAGCGAUGUUACUCCUCUGACCUUUGUCAGACUGAACACAGGAGUGGCUGAUAUCAUGAUAUUGUUCGCUGCACGUAGUCACGGGGACGGUAACCCGUUCGAUGGCAGCAGUGGGACUCUGGCUCAUGCGUUUUUCCCUGGAUCGGGCAUCGGUGGCGAUGCUCACUUUGAUGAAGAUGAAAAGUGGACAUUGUCCAGAGCCGGAAUCAACUUGUUCCUCGUUGCGGCUCAUGAAUUUGGUCAUUCACUGGGUCUGGAGCACUCGAACGAUAGAUCUGCUCUUAUGUUCCCCACCUAUUCGUAUGUCAAUACCAAUGGGUAUCGCCUCCCAGCCGACGAUGUCAGACGAAUCCAGGCCUUGUAUGGAGCUCGUGAAAAACCAAUACCAACACAACCCCAGCCAAAACCAACCAAUCCUUCCGAUAGAUGUGAUCCCCAAAUGUCAUUUGAUGCUAUUACCAGUUCACGUGGUGAACUCUGGUUCUUUAAAGACGGAACUGUGUGGCGAAAACAACCUCGGCGCCCAGAUGUGACAUCCAGUCCAAUCAAGAAUAUUUUUCCAAACAUUCAGUCAGUUGACGCUGCGUUUGAACUAAAGGAUAAAGAUCUUGUCAUUCUCUUCAAAGGAUCACAGUACUUUUUAAUUAGAGGACUCAGAAUGUUAUCACGGUAUCCCAGGAGCAUCCAUUCGAUUGGAUUUCCAAACUCUGCUACACAUAUCGAUGCUGCCCUGUAUAUCAAGGAGAGAAAAAAAGCAUUAUUCUUUAUUGGAGAAAAAUAUUGGAGUUAUAAUCUGAGGAGAGGACGCAUGGAUAGAGGCUACCCAAGAAGAAUAAACAAUGACUUUCCUGGAAUAGGGAAUAAAGUAGAUUCAGCAAUUCAAAAUUCUGGCUUCCUCUACUUAUCGAAUGGACCAAUACAAUAUGAAUAUGACUACAGAAAUAAACGGGUUGUUCGUGUUUUGAAAACAUCCAGCUGGCUAAAUUGUAAUUAAUUAACAAGAAGUAUUUGCCUUAAGAACUGCCCAAUAUUUAACAGAGCAGUGUAUUCUUUCAAACCAGGCAAAUUUUAAAAUUGAUUUUUAUUUGUUAUGGAAAAGAUCAUUGUGGUUUUGCUAAUUAACAUUUCUGGGUACAUAAAUGGAUUAUAUUUUCUAACAUUUUAAAAAAAAGUCAGUGAUGAUUAAUCUUGUUUUCUGAUGUGAAAUAUACAAAGUACAAUUUAGAAUUAUACAAAAAUAUGGAUUGAAGUUGCUUAGAAUGUAUGUCUGCAGUAUUAUUAUGCCUGAUCUCCAUCAUUUGAAUACCAAUAAAGAACUGCUUCAUAUCAUUUGAAGUUUAUUCAAUUA